CAAAUUUAAAAAUUCAUUUCGCUCGGAUUCUUACUUCUCUAUCUUUCUCCGGUAAAACGAAACCCUAAUUCUCUUCCGCAUUCGCAAUUCUCUCUUACUUCAGUUCCCGCUCCGAUCGAUUGCCGCUCCAAUCUUUCACUUCCUCCUCGCAUCUCAAGUUCUGAAUUUCCGCAGUUGAAUUCAUUCUUCUCAGACUAAGAUUUCCGAUCCUCGGCGGUGUUUCUGGCAUCAAAGGUUUGACACUCCAACCUUUGUGCCUACGUUUUCGAUAUCUGUUGCUCCUUUUCUCAACUCUUUAGCCGUCACUUUCUCGAGUAUUUUUGCAGCUGAUCUGAAAAUGGAAAGGCCGACACAUCGGGCAUGGAUGUAUAAUAGGCGUACUGUCGGUCGAAAAGGAUUCACACCUGAAUUUUUGCAAGGUCUCAAAGAGUUUCUGAAUUUUGCCUGUCAACAACCACAAUAUGUGAAUGAGGGUUUAAUAAGUUGUCCAUGUAAGCUAUGUAAAAAUGAGAGGCGCCUAACUCCGAAGGGAGUGAAUGCUCAUGUUCGCCAGAAAGGGUUUACACCCGGAUAUUUGUAUUGGACAUCCCAUGGAGAAGAAGUCCCUCAAAUGAAUGUUAAUGUUGAUAUGGACUCAAACGCAUUUCCUUAUAGUAGUCAAGAAGAUAUUGGGUUUGAUGAUGCUGAUCUUAAUGACCAAAAUUUUGUACAAAAUGAAGGGGUGGAAGCAAGUGAAAUGUAUGAUAUGUUGAAUUCAACGCAUCAACCUCCACGGUCAGGGUACACGAAUACAUCAAGCUUGUCUGCUGCUGUCGCAAUGUUGAAUUUACAAUCUAAAUACAACAUGUCACAAGAUUGUUUCAAUGACAUGCUAAAGUUAAUGGGAGAGUCAAACCACAAUGGGAAUGUAAUUUCUUCAAAUUCUAGGGAUGCAGAAAGAACAAUGCCGCCUACUAAAAUGUCAAGGAAAAAGAAACGUGCAGAAACCGAUGCUCCCUUGAUAAUUCCUUCAAAUGCUCACAAUACAAAGAAAACUCUGCAGCCAACUAAAAUGUUAGGAAAAAAGAAAUCUGCACAAACCCGUGCUCUGUUGGCAAGUCCAUCUGAUACCCUUCAAACUUUUUCUACCCAAGCAACUCAACCUCCAUCUCGAACUAAACCUCGAACUAAACUUAAACGACCUCCACCCACUAAAUCAUUAAACCUUCAUACGCAAUCCCAACCCACUCAAUCACAUCCUCAACUUCGCCCGCGACCUCAACCCACCCAACCUCAACUUCGCCCGCGACCCCAGCCUACUCCACCCACUCAAUCUCAACUCCACAUGCAACCUCAACCCACUCAACCUCAACUCACUCCACCCACUCAACCUCAACUCCUCACACAACCUCAACAAACUCCACCUCGAAUUCAGUCUCAACCUGCAACACCUCGGUCUGAAUCUCACCCUGUCAUAUCUCAAACCAUUCCUACCCAAGUCCUUCAAUGGCAAGAAUUCUCAACAGACAACUUAAAUCAGAACAAAAUCACUAUACUUCCAGAAGGAGACGGGUUUGAUCAACACAACUUGGUAGUGAAGGCAAUUGGUUCAAUCAUACGUACGUACUUGGCUGAGGGAAUACCAUCAUGGAAGCAGAUACCUAAAAAGCAACGAGAUUCGUGGUUUGAUAUAUUUAAAUCAAUGUUUUCAUGGCCACCUGAACAUAAAGACCUGGUGCGACGUAACUUUGAGAAAAGGGGUUCAGCUAAAAUGGUUCAAUUAAUGCAAGAUGCUCGAAGAAAUUUAGAUCACAAACCAACUUGGAUGGAAGAGUGUGUGUGGGCACAGUUGAAGGCACAUUGGGAGUCCUCCAAAUACCAGAGAAUAUCAGAAAUAAAUAAAAGAAAUGCUGCGUCUAUGGCGGACGCAUCUCUUCACACUGGUGGAUCAAUACCUCAUCGUUUGCAUUGGAAGCGAAUGAAGGAGACAAAUGGGACAGAUCCAUCCAUGGCUGAGUUUUAUUUUCGUACGCAUCGAAAGAAGGAUCAAAGUUGGGUGGGUCCAUCUGCAGAGUCUGCAUAUAAGAAAUUUGAACAAAGAAAAUUGGAAUUAUCUUCCAAGUUUGAUUUAGGAGAGAAUAGUGGCGAAAAUCAUCAAUCCAUAGAAAUGCCAUCUGACUUGGAUAUAUGGGUAGAUUCAAUUGGACAGAAAAAAGGAAGGGUUUUUGGUCUCGGAUCUGUUAACAAAACAUUGGUUCCAUCUGUUAGGCUUCCUGGAAAUUCAGGAGAUGUCAAUGGUUUAAGAAGUCAGAUUCACGCACUUAACGAGUCGUUGCAUAAGCAGGAGCAAGAGAAACUAGAAAUGAAACAAGAGUUGACCGAGACUAGAAAACAAUUAGCGGCUUUAAUGAAACAUCUAGGAUUUGCCGGCUCUUCUUCUCAGCCAUUAUCAUCACCGCAAAACAACAAUGGUAUUGAUAAUGGUGAUGAUUAUACUGAUGAUGGUGAUGAUAUGGAGUAGGACUGCAUCUGUGUUUUUAGGACUUAAGUUAGUAUAACUUUUUGCUACAAAAUAUGUCUUGUGCAUGUCUCAGAUGCUUUGCUGGGUAAAGUAAAAAUACCUGCCAAUUUACUUGUGAAAUUUCUUGUGAAUUCAUUUCAAAAUUGCUUGUAAAAUCCUAUUAGUCAGUUUAAAAUUUCUCUAUGGCUUAGGCCAUUUUCUAGUUCUAACUUUAAUUAAUUGAUUUCUAAUGUCAUGUUUGGUUAAUUUC
Messenger RNA from Vicia villosa (hairy vetch), 2750 nucleotides. RefSeq lists its product as uncharacterized. The record is from RefSeq and is a predicted model, not a curated record. The transcript has 7 exons. The coding region runs from base 338 to 2500 and encodes 720 amino acids. Lineage: Eukaryota; Viridiplantae; Streptophyta; Magnoliopsida; Fabales; Fabaceae.